This is a messenger RNA of Paramormyrops kingsleyae, 458 nucleotides long. RefSeq names its product histone H4. Gene Ontology annotation, molecular function: structural constituent of chromatin; protein heterodimerization activity; DNA binding. Gene Ontology annotation, cellular component: nucleosome. Lineage: Eukaryota; Metazoa; Chordata; Actinopteri; Osteoglossiformes; Mormyridae. The record is from RefSeq and is a predicted model, not a curated record.
GCAUUCUUUUCUGCGAAGAGAACAAGUGUGAUAAGAUGUCUGGACGAGGAAAGGGUGGUAAAGGACUCGGCAAAGGGGGCGCUAAGCGUCACCGUAAAGUCCUUCGCGACAACAUCCAGGGUAUUACCAAGCCCGCUAUCCGUCGUUUGGCUCGCCGUGGCGGCGUCAAGCGUAUCUCGGGUCUGAUCUACGAGGAGACUCGUGGUGUGCUGAAGGUGUUUCUGGAGAACGUCAUCCGCGAUGCUGUGACCUACACCGAGCACGCCAAGAGGAAGACUGUCACCGCCAUGGAUGUGGUCUAUGCUCUGAAGCGUCAGGGUCGCACCCUGUACGGAUUCGGCGGCUAAACGUUCCUGCUUCCUUAAAUAAAUCCAAAGGCUCUUUUAAGAGCCGCCCACUUCAUCUCUAAAGAGCUUCUGUCCCAUUGUGUCCGUCAUAAUCACUGCAUUUCAUUUAUG